CCGAGCCGCCGGCGUCCCUCCACAUCCUCUCGCCCGCGUCUGCGCCCUGCCGGGUGGGGAGGGCGGAAAGGAAUGAAUCGUAACCAUCGAAAUGAGUUGCACAAUUGAGAAGGCCCUAGCUGAUGCCAAAGCGUUAGUGGAGCGACUAAGAGAGCAUGACACGGCAGCAGAAGCUCUCAUUGAACAAACUACCGAUCUCAACAAACGAGUGGAAGCAAUGAAACAGUACCAGGAAGAAAUUCAAGAACUUAACGAAGUAGCAAGACACAGGCCUCGGUCUUCCUUGGUCUUAGGUAUCCAGCAGGAAAAUAGACAGAUCAGAGAACUACAACAAGAAAAUAAAGAACUCCGAACAUCUCUCGAAGAACAUCAGUGUGCCUUGGAGCUAAUAAUGAGCAAAUAUAGAGAACAGAUGUUUAGAUUGCUCAUGGCCAGCAAAAAAGACGAUCCGGGUAUAAUAAUGAAGUUAAAGGAACAGCACUCCAAGGAAUUGCAAGUACACGUGGACCAAAUCACGGAAAUGGCAGCAGUAAUGAGAAAAGCCAUUGAAAUUGAUGAGCAGCAGGGUUGCAAAGAACAAGAACGUAUUUUUCAGCUUGAGCAGGAAAACAAAGGACUGAGAGAAAUACUGCAGAUAACCAGAGAAUCGUUCCUGAAUCUUAAGGAAGAUGCCUCAGAAAGUACAUCUCUGUCAGCACUAGUAACAAACAGUGACUUGAGUCUGAGAAAAAAUUAAAAGCUCUUACGAAGACCGUCUGGUUGUAACAGCAAGAAGUAUCAAAGCAGAGAUUUUCGAAUGGGCAUUGAGACAUUAAUACACCCUAAACCCGGUUGAUUCUUUUACACCAUAUAUGGAAUAUGAUACUCAGCGAUUGGUGGAGGAAAAGAUUCAAAGCACAGUCAUAUACAGUAAUUGAUCUACUCCAGGACACAGUCACUGUAUUGCUGAUGUUUUUAAAUUGUUGCUUUCCUAAAUUUGAGGGGUGGUUUUGUAAGAAUUCGGUUUUAGUGCAUUGCUAGUGGAACACUUGAAACUUUCAUAUGGGCAGGAACUUCAUUUUUAAAUACAAAUAAUUCCACAAGAAUAACCGCACCUUUUUAAAAAGAUAAUUUCAUGGGGAAGAUGGCGGGGCUGGUGAGAAAUUUGCUGACAUUUGUUGUUAAUGUUAAGUAUUUUUAGCUCUUCUCAAAAUUUAGGGAGUAAUAGGAUGUGUUAAGAUCAGUCAGUAAGCAAUAAACGUUAAGGGAACUUUUGCACACUGAAGUAUUUCUGAAAUAUAUUCUUUUACAAUCAGUAACUGAUGAGAAAUAUUAUGGUGAAAUUACAAAAGAAAAAAAUCUGUUUAGAUCCCUAUGAAAUUUAACAGAUUCUACAUCAUGUUUUAGCAUAAACAUGCAAGAACUUUUUCUUAUCUUUCAGUCAGUCAAGAUGAGUCAUUAACUUGUAUGUAAAUAAUUUGAGGUUCAUAUGUGCUUUCGUGUGAGAUAUCCUGUGAAUUAAAAAAAACGCGUAUGAAAUUCUUGAGAGUUUUAUAGAAUAUUUUUGGAGAUAACAAUUAUCCAAUUAAGGGAUGGGAAAUGCUUCAUGUCGAUAGCUAAAAGCAGUGGGGCUUUAUGCACACAAUGGGUUUAGAUGCCUUUAUCCUUUUUUUUUUACUCCUAGCCUAUGAAACAUCAUAGCUCUUUUUUGGAAAGCUAUCCCAGAAUUUGCAGAAUGACUUAUUAGGAAGUUGAGUAUCUUAUCAGUUGAAAGAAAAAACAGGAUAGUUACUUUCCUAAUUUGCUUCCAUGCACGAAGGGUACUUGGGAAUUAAGGCAAGUGUCUCUUUAAGAAUAAACCUUAACCUUAGAUUUUAAUAAGCGACUGAGACGCUGUUUGUGUAUACGUGGGGCAGCCUGGCAAAUAAAUCAUGGUUCUAACAUAACGACAUGGAAAAACAGAUAAAUUUGUCUUGAUAAGUGGAAACUUUUUAAAAAUGAUUAAAUGCAUUUUUGUAAGAAGAGAUUCUAGUCUUCAGGGAGCUUGGCUAAAAAAGUAAGCCUCUAUUAGUCAUUUAUAGACCACAACCCUGAAAUUAUUUCCCACUUAUUCAAGGAAUGUACAUAAAAUUAAAAACGGAAGGGAAGUGUGUUAAAUUCUCAAAUUUGCUUGGAAUAACACUUGGUGGUAGAAUUUGGGAUCAAAUUUGCAUGUCUUGUCAUGUUUUUCCCAAGUUGUUCCUAGAAGUUUUGUUAAGCUCAUUAAGAGUUUACCAACAAUUUUAUUAUGCUGGCUGGGGAGAAUCAUAGUUCUAUUGUGCAACUAUUUAAUUCUGAUUUUAAACUGUGACCUACUAUUAUGCUUUUAUUGGUAAAUAUUUUUAGCAUAGUAGUUCAUUCAAAAUUAUAGGGCAUAUUUAGCCAACAAAUAUCUGUAGCUGAACUCUAGACAUACUUCUAGAUAAUUUUUAUUAUCUGGCAUUCCAGUCUUAAAAUACUUCCACAGCUUAUGUAUAUUAAUGCCACUAUUUUUCAAAAAAUGAGCUGCUCAAAAUAAAUUGCUAAUUUCAAUGUUCAGAUGUUUAUAUCUAUACCCAGUUCAUUAAAUACCUCAAUAAAAAGGAAUUUAUUCAUAAUUUUUGCUUAGAAAGAUGAAAUCUUAACUUUACAAAGCAAACUGUAGACAAAAGAUCUAUUAAGGCUGAGCACAAGAAUUUGUAUAACAUGUUUUCCUUCUCUAGGUGAGAAUUUCUCAGAUAUGUAUCCCCCUUUGUAAAUUCUAAACUGUUUGUAAAUAGGAGUUAACAGAAAAUAUUUUCUUGAUAUUUGGUGUGUAAAGUAAAAACUUUCUGUUGUGCACUUGAUGCAGCACUGUCAAAAUGCAGUCUUCCUCAGAACCUUACUAUGUAAAUGUGGAAUCUUUCAAGUUUGUGAAAUAGAUGUCAUUAGCUCACCAAGAAUUAUUUAUGGAAGCAUGCUUGAAAAAAUAACUUGUAUGUGUAACUUACUGUGGUCAUCUAGUUGAAACCUGAAUUUGUCAAGGGGCGUACCUACCAUUUCCUUUCCCUCGUGUGUGGCAUGCCCAUUUUCUAUCUCAUUUUUGUAUUGCAAAUGCUGGUGAGAAUGCAUUCUGUACAGUAAACUUAUUUUUACCAGUAAAACCGGGUUGGGUAGAUGUUUCAACAGUUAAGAGUUGGAGAAAUGAAAUCCUGUGUUUCAUAGCCGUUAUCGCCACUGAAGAAAACCCCAAGAAUAUGUAGUAUGAAUUGAUCAAAUCCAGUCCUUUUUCUUGUUGGUCACAAUCUUAAAUUCUUAGUAAGAAUUAAAGAUUUUCUAUUGGAUUGGACUGCAAGAAACUAAUACAAGCUAUUAGGAAACAGUUGGAAGAUAAAAGGAUAAAUCGACACCAAUUACAGUUGGACUUUUCAAUCUAGGGGGAAAAUGCACAACAGAAAACUCCAUAAGUGACUCAGGUUGCUUCAAUCAUAAUUGCAUGGAGCUUUUCAAACAGCAAUUGACAGUUCUGGUCAAGGAGAAUAUUUCAUUGCUCAGGGUUAAAAAGAAGGGCCAUUGGUGCUCUCAGAGUUUGGGUGGUUCUUGAUGUUUUUUGCAGCUGUUUCAUUACCAAAAUUAGGUAACGUGAUCACUGAUGAUGUUACCUUUUUGGCAUAAUGGAACUGCAGGAAGACAACGAAGCUCAAGAGAGCAGUAAAGAUCCCUAAUUCACAAUUCACGAUAAUCCAGUCAACAUUUCCAAAUACCUUUUUGUGUGCAAAUACUUUGUUGCUAGUGAUCCACAACUAGAGAGCAGUUCAGCGGCAGCAAAGGACAUAAUUCCCAUCAACCUGUCUGCUUGCCUUUUUCUAAAGAUACAAAAUCUCACAAUUAUGGUGGAUUUCAACUUGCUUCUAUUCCCCUAGUAAUGCCUCCCCCCCUCCCCAAAGCUAAGUACCUCUAUAAAGCCCUUAUAUACAAUUUUGAGGCCUCCUGGAACCUCGUUGAAGUUUAGCAGCAAACAACGUGAAAGAACAAUACCAAUUUUUCACCCUCGCCUGUUGUUAGAAGGCCUUGGGAUCAUCUGAGUGAACCUUGUCUUACUAUACAGUGCAAAAUUUAACCCAAUCUAGAAUCUUCUGUGGCAUCUGUUUUAUCGCUCAGGAAAUCUACUCUUGCUGGUUUGGUCUUCACAUUCAAGGACCACCGUUGCUUGCAGAAAGAUUCUUGGAAAUUUGGUAAGGGAAUAUGAAGUCUUGCCCUUGGGAGGCAAGGCAAAAUAAUCAGGAUCUUCUCUUGUACCUUCAAUGCUGGUUAGUGCACAAAGUAGAAAGAGCCGCACACACCGCUGUGGCCAUUGUAGGUGAGUUAAAGAGAUGCCAGUGAGAUCCCUUUUAUACAUUUGUCCUCCUAUGGAAGUUCUUCCUAAAUGAAACCCAAAUGAGUCACUUUAUUUCCAUAGUCCCUUUGGAAUAUCAAGGUGGCUUAGAACACUUUGCUCUUCUUCUGGACUGGAAAGCAUGAAGUCUCUCUAGGUAAAAGGCAAGAUAAGGCUAGUACUGUGGAAGAAAAAACACUCCGCUCUCACUUCCAUUUGAAACGUCACAUUUAUUAUAAAAAGGGAUUGAGUGACUUUGCUUGCUUUUUUGUAUUGUCAAUUUUAGCACGUUAAAAGCAGCUAAUGGCUUUGAUUCCUGAGUACCAUUCCAUCAGGUGUGGCAAUUCAUCCCAGCACUCAAACGUAGCCUGCAAUAUCAAGCCGCUGGAGGCAUGUGGAUUAAUCUUCACUUUUCAACCUUAAAAUGCAGCUGACCUACGAAUAGCUGCUACAGAUGAUGGACAUACAUCAAAUCCAUCGCUUGCAUUUACAAUGAUUUCAGGUUUAUACUUUUUGAAGGCCAAAGACAAGAAUGGCUUUACGUCUUCAAAAACUGCCAACCGUCACUGCCCUCCGUGGAACUGUUUCAGACUUUAAGGCAGCAGAAAGACACCACAAAGAUAACCGGUCUGAAAAUUUACAUUUUUUUUCAGGACUUGACACCUAGGAUACAGCUGCGGCACAAUCUGUUCCGCAGCCUCUUAUCUGCCGCCUAUGUGGACACAAAGGGCGAGUUAGCAAAGCAAUAAACUGCUUCUUUUCUGCCCCAAGAAAAAUAGAAGGUGUAUAUCACACGUCCCUUGAACGGAUUUAACAGGCCCCACUGGUUUGGCUAGGCACUUAUUUGUGGAUGGGGAAAAUCACUGCAAUUUUGUGCUAUUCGACCCAUUUUAGACACACUUCCAAUCCCAGGUUCCCAAUUACAUGGAGUUUCAACAGGAGUCAACAGCCUAAGAAACCGAUCAAUGCAACAAAUAGUUUUAAAACAGAAAAGGGAGAG
Molecule: messenger RNA, 5351 nt
Organism: Thamnophis elegans (Western terrestrial garter snake)
Lineage: Eukaryota; Metazoa; Chordata; Lepidosauria; Squamata; Natricidae
Gene: FGFR1OP2
Product: FGFR1 oncogene partner 2
Exons: 6
Coding region: 92-736 (214 amino acids)
Biological process (GO): response to wounding
Source: RefSeq, a predicted model, not a curated record